This is a messenger RNA of Cyprinus carpio (common carp), 2914 nucleotides long. RefSeq names its product solute carrier family 35 member D3-like. Gene Ontology annotation, molecular function: antiporter activity. The record is from RefSeq and is a predicted model, not a curated record. NCBI's taxonomy places the organism in Eukaryota, Metazoa, Chordata, Actinopteri, Cypriniformes, Cyprinidae. Gene Ontology annotation, cellular component: Golgi apparatus.
UGUAACAUUUUAUAUAUACUAGCCUAUAUAUUAUGCAUUCAUAUAGCCUAAAUUGUAUAGUGGCUGUCAGGGAUUUUCCAGUGGCUUGUUUUUGUGAGCCAAAUGACCUUGAAUCACCAGAACUGAUAUGAAGCAUUUGAAAUUGUAAACACAAACUUGGGAAACGAGAACUGGGACUUAAAGGAUAAUGCUUAUAUUUUACAUAGAAUUAAAGGGUUAUAGCAGUGCCAGUUAUACGAUGACUUUCAAUGAGUUUGUAAAGGAAAUUCUAGACGUGAAAUAAAACAACAACAAAAAACAAUUAUUUAACCAAUUAAUUCGUCUGGGUUAAAUAAGAGAGAAAAACGAAAGCUAAAGCUGCGUAGUGUUACCUCAGGCGAACGCACAUUUUGUUCUUUUUUUCACAUUUUGUUGUUGUGACUGAAAUGUUUAAAAAUACAAAUGAAACGCAUAUAUAGUCUGUAUUGAUGCAACAGUAGGCUAGCCUUUUAUUUUAUUUGAGAGGUUUAACAUUUGCACUAUUGGUUUGCAGACUAAAUUGCGCGCAUCUAGUAUUGUCUAGUAUUGUUUCUAACUGUGAACUACCUCGAAGGAGAAAUAAAAGAGUAAAGUAGGCCUACUUCAAAGUAAAUGGAUUGGCUGGAGGUGACUCCAAUUCAAUCUGACUGUACAGAGAAAGAGAGGGUCGGAGCUGCGGCGCGUCGCAUUCAUUCAGCAGCGCUCGUGUUGCGUGAAUUACGCACAAGAGUAGAGUGGACGUGAAUAUUCAGCAGUGGACUCCGAGCUCAGCGCGUAAUACGGAGACGCCGGGAACCCCCAGUCUACGAGGAAAGACAUGGAAGUUUGCAAAGGACGUUUGCUGGGCAUCUCGGUGGCCGUUGCGCAUGGAUUUUUUUCGGGAUCGCUGAAUAUUUUGUUAAAAUUCCUCAUAACGACCUACAGCUUUACGUAUCUGACUUUAAUUCAGUGUCUGACCAGCGGCACUGCGGCUCUCACAUUAGAGGUGCUGAGGAGACUGGGCAAAAUAGAUAUACCUCCCUUCAGCCUCCAGUUAUUCAAAGUUUUUGCGAGUGUUUGUAUUUUGGCAACUUUGCAGUCCACAUUAACCCUCUGGUCUCUCAGGGGAUUGAGUUUGCCCAUGUAUGUUGUGUUUAAGCGAUGCUUGCCAUUGGUAACGUUGGGGAUUGGAGUGUGCGUGCUGAAGAACGGGAUCCCAUCAGCUGGGGUAAUAACUGCAGUUCUCAUCACCACUGGAGGAGCAGCACUGGCUGGUGCUGGAGAUCUAACAGGUGACCCUUUUGGCUACGUGACUGGCAUUUUAGCUGUGAUCGUCCACGCCUCCUACUUGGUGCUCAUCCAAAAAGCGAGUGCAGACAGUGAUUAUGGGCCGCUCACAGCCCAGUACACCAUUGCAGUGGUGGCCUCUCCCAUUCUCUUCAUCUGUUCCAUUGUAAGCAUGGACGCCAUUGACAUGUGGACAUAUGAAGGUUGGAAGAACCCGUAUAUCACAGGCAUCUUCUGCACCUGCAUCCUCAUCGGCUGUGCGAUGAACUUCACCACACUGCACUGUACCUAUAUCAACUCGGCUGUCACCACCAGCUUUGUGGGGGUGGUCAAGAGUAUAGCUACUAUCACUGUGGGCAUGCUGGCCUUCAGUGACGUAAUGCCAACCAAACUGUUCGUGGCAGGCGUGGUAGUUAACACCAUUGGCUCCAUAACCUACUGUGCGGUGAAGUAUUACGAAACCAAAAAGAAGUUAACCUACCAGGAUAUGGAUGAGUCUGCUAAGGAUGACGAACUUCCAGGAGAACCUUAUGUGGAACCAGCCAAGCCUGAGGGAGAUAUGGAAACUCUUCCAAAUGAUCUGGAGAGUGUUCCCAAUGGCAGCCUGACGGCAUCAGUUGACGGCAAUGACCAGGGUCCCAUUCGUGAGAAUAAAGUGGCAGAAUCCAUAGAAUUAGAAAGACCGGGGAUCCCAUCGGACGAUCCUACGAGACAAUCUCUGAGCGACAGUUACGUAGGGGUCUGGAGAUCCAUUCGCACCUUAAAGUUCUUUAAGAAAGACACUUUACUUGACAACAUGGAGGUUCAAAGUCCUUGAUGAUUGGUUUUCUGCUUGACAGAAGUGCAUGUUACGUUUAAGUAUUGUUGAACGGAUGGUGUGAACAAUGUUUGCUUUUUUCUCUUCUGAACAUGAUUUUAUGAAAAACAUUUAUUUUUUAUAAAAAGGUAUAGUCUGUUUGUAUAUUAGAGGGAGUAUAGCUAUAUGACAUUGAGGCAUCCCCAAUAACAGAUGUGCCAAUUUAUUGACUUCAAAUAAAAUAUACUUUUAUUUCAGAAUCAGUUUAAAAUUACUUUGGGGGAAAAAAAAAUCAAAUAUCUUAAUAGAGAUGGUCCACUCAAAAUUGACAAUUCUAUCAUCAUUUACUUAUCUUCAUAUCGUUCCAAACAAGUAUGACUUUCUUUGUUCUGUGGAGCAUAAAAGAUGAUAUUCUGAAGAAUGUUGGUAACUGGAGUUUCAGUUCCCAUUAACUUCCAUUAGGGGCGGCAGUGGCUCAGUGGUUCAUGUAGGUUGUCUACAAACCGGAAGGUUGGUGGUUUCAAUCCCCGGCUCCACCUGACCAAGUGUCGAAGUGUCCUUGAGCAAGACACCCAACCCCAGCUGCUCCCGACGAGCUGGAUGGCGCCUUGCAUGGCUGACACCAUUGCCGUCGGUGUAUGAAUGAGUGAGUGAAUGGGUCAAUGUGAGGCAACUUGUAAAGCGCUUUGGAUGGCCAUGGGUCUGUUGAAAGCGCUAUAUAAAUGCAGUCCAUUUUACCAUUUACCAUUUACCAUUAUGUGGGCAACAAUGGAAGUCAAUGGGAACCAAAACUGUUCUUUAAAGUGUCUUUUUCUUUUUGUGUGUGUUUGUAAC